UGGAAUAGUGGUAUUUGGUAUUCUGAAUUCCGAUUUCCUAUUUAAUGUUUUGAAGAAUUAAAUUACUUGUUAUCCGUCACAUUGCACUUGAACUUGAUUUUGUUUUAGUAAAGUGUCUGGUCCGUUCUUUUUUCGUUAUAAAUAUUUUAUCCGCAUUUUACUACAUUUUACAGAUUUGAACGUUUCGCAUUAUUAUCUCUUAAGAAAAAAAAUGACUGAAGCCGUGGUGAGUGGAAAAGAUACCCGUUGUUUAUUCAUUAACAAUGGUGAUGAUUUAUUGACUCUAAAAAAAGUUGUAUCUAAAAAAACAGACAAAGAUGAUGAGAAACAAAAACUUAAUAAAUCUGUAGAAACUAAUGGCAGUGAAUUAAAUGGAAACCACAAUAAAACUGAUAGUAUAAAUUUUGAUGUCGAUAAUACAUCUUCAUUAGAACCAAAUUUAGAAAUGGAUAGUGAUACAGAUCGUAAUAUUACUAUUGGUUCAAUUUGCACCCAAGAAGAUCGAGAAUCAGAAACUAUUGAUAUCUCUAAUGAAAAUUCGAAUGAAGCAGAUACAAAAAAUGGUGAAAAAGAUAUUCAAGUAAAUUCAAUCAAAUGUCUAGAUAUUCCAUAUUCUCCAAGUGAUUCUUUAGAUGAUAAUGAGUAUUCACAUGAUUUGGAAGAUGAUGAUUUAGAAUUAAAUAAUAUUAGGUCACCUGCAUCUUACUUUAAUAUAUCAUCAAGGGCACCAUUACAUCCUACCAAGGAUUUAGACACUACAUUAGAAGACGAUAUACUAUUACUGGAUGAAGAAGUAUUAAUUAGCGAACGAAAGCGAAAAUUUGAAGAUUUACCAGAACAAGAACAGAAGGCUACUAAGAUACUUAAACUGUGGAACUUAAUGAAAUAUCCUUUUCAAAAAAUAACUUAUGGUACUUCAAUAAGUGAAGACGAACCAAAUAUUUCUAUAGCUGAAGCCAUAGUUGAAAAAGAGAAUUCCUUAGAACCUGAUACAGCUGUUAGUGAGGACAAUAGUGAUAGUGUAAAAACUGAAGAAAAAAACACUCAAAAUAAUUCUGAGGCAGAUGGAGAAAAUGAGGAUACCUCAACAAAUGAAAAUACACAAAAAUUCUGUAACAUAAUGUAAUUGAAGCAAAAAGGUAUAAAUUAAUUAUUGCAAUAUUCUUGUUUUAAAGAAGUGUAUGUUCAUAUUAGUUAAAUAAUAUAUCGAAUAUUUUAGAUUUAUUGACUGAAUUAGUCAAAAAUAAAACAUGGCCUAAAUUUGAUUUUUUUUUAUUACUAUUUUUAUUUUAUGACCAUUUAUAAUGUUCCAAAUUAUCAUUUGUGUUUAACAUAUUUAGAUGUUUGUGUUUGGAAUAACUUAAGAAGUAUUUUUUUUUUAACAUAUCAAAGAACAAAGUUUGUUCCAUUU
Messenger RNA from Rhopalosiphum maidis (corn leaf aphid), 1411 nucleotides. RefSeq lists its product as uncharacterized. The record is from RefSeq and is a predicted model, not a curated record. The transcript is spliced from 3 exons. NCBI's taxonomy places the organism in Eukaryota, Metazoa, Arthropoda, Insecta, Hemiptera, Aphididae. Bases 212 to 1126 code for a protein of 304 amino acids.